UUCAAUUUGAGCGCAGGCAUCUUCAUCGCAGUCCGACUGAAACCAGCUCUCCCAACGUCGACCGAACGAAUUCCACCCCAACCGCCACGAUGUUGAUUCCCAAGGCCGACCGCAAGAAGAUCCACGAGUACCUCUUCCGUGAGGGCGUGCUCGUCGCUCCCAAGGAGUUCAACCUGCCCAAGCACCCCGAGAUCGACACCAAGAACCUGUUCGUCAUCAAGGCGUGCCAGUCGCUCACCUCCCGCGGCUAUGUCAAGACCCAGUUCUCCUGGCAAUGGUACUACUACACCCUGACCCCCGAGGGUCUCGACUACCUCCGCGAGUGGCUGCACCUGCCCGCCGAGAUUGUUCCCGCUACGCACAUCAAGUCGCAGCGCACCCACGCUCCUCCCCGCGGCAUGCUCGGCGAGGGUGAGCGUGAGAGGAGGCCUUUCGGCCGUGGACGUGGUGGUGACCGUGGCGACCGCGAGGGUGGCUACCGUCGCCGGGAUGCUGGUGAGGGCAAGGAGGGUGCUGGUGCUCCUGGCGGUUACGCCCCUGAGUUGUAAGUCUCAGCCCAGUUGGCAGCUGACUCUUGUGGACUUGGAUGCUAAUCUUCACACAGCCGUGGUGGUUUCGGACGUGGUGGUGGCCGCGGCGGCGCUCCCCCUUCGUAAGCCGAUCGGAAUUACGCAUACCCACUCAUCACUCUCACGAUACAUGGCGCAAGGAUUAUGGCGACAUGUACUCUAAACAUGGAGGGAAAAUAAAAGCACAAUGAUCGAGCCUGGGCUCGCAUGUGGAUGAUCGGUUACGUGGGGUUUCACCGUGGGAGUUAAGGAGGUCACAGAGCCCUCGGACAUGGUUUGCAUUAGGGUUCACGUUUGCUCUCAACACUUUAUGAAAUACCUGAGUCUGCGUGAUUAUGUGAUGUUUAUGGGUAAUUCAGGUGAAUUGCUAAGUAGUUCGGAUUACCCUGGCCCUACCCUGU
This is a messenger RNA of Emericellopsis atlantica, 970 nucleotides long. Its product is annotated as plectin/S10 domain-containing protein. The coding region runs from base 90 to 548 and encodes 152 amino acids. The transcript is spliced from 2 exons. Gene Ontology annotation, cellular component: cytosolic small ribosomal subunit. NCBI's taxonomy places the organism in Eukaryota, Fungi, Ascomycota, Sordariomycetes, Hypocreales, Bionectriaceae. Gene Ontology annotation, molecular function: structural constituent of ribosome; RNA binding. The record is from RefSeq and is a predicted model, not a curated record.